Exophiala spinifera is the source of this 1740-nucleotide messenger RNA. RefSeq lists its product as uncharacterized. The transcript is spliced from 4 exons. Lineage: Eukaryota; Fungi; Ascomycota; Eurotiomycetes; Chaetothyriales; Herpotrichiellaceae. The record is from RefSeq and is a predicted model, not a curated record. The coding region runs from base 1 to 1740 and encodes 579 amino acids.
AUGGGCUCUUUUGGUGAAGUGACUGAGUUUGGACAUGGCUUCAAAUCGCAGUUUCUGUUCGAUCCAAAAUAUACCAAUCUAAAUCAUGGGUCAUUUGGGACAUACUCCCUCCCCGUGCGCAACGCCUUGCGCGGGUACCAGAAGCUCGCGGAAGCAGCCCCAGAUAAAUUUCUGAGAUAUCAAUAUAUCGAUCUUUUGGACAAGGCCCGAGAGCGCAUUGCUCGACUGCUCAAUGCCCCUGUUGAUGAAUGCGUAUUCGUUCAGAAUGCGACGACUGGGGUCAACACCAUCUUGCGAAACCUGCAGUACAAGGAGAAGGACUGCAUCAUUUACUUUGAUACGAUCUACGGAGCUUGCGAGAAGACGCUAGCAUCAAUUCUCGAAACAAACCCUCAACUUCAUCUGAGGAAAGUCGGGCACGGACAGGAUUUCGGAUACUCCUUGCCCUGCACUCAUCCUGAAAUCCUCAAUGCACUUUCGCAAACAAUUUCCCGCGUUAUAUACGAUGGAUACACGCCGAAAGUCUGUAUAUUUGACACGAUCGUUUCGAUUCCGGGAGUUCGAUUCCCAUUCGAGAGAAUCACGAAAAUGUGUAAAGAGUACGGCAUUCUCAGCCUGAUCGACGGCGCGCAUAGCGUCGGCAUGAUUCCACUGAAUUUGGCUCAACUUGAUGCAGAUUUCUUCGUGAGCAACUGUCACAAAUGGCUAUACACUCCGCGAGGAUGUGCAGUUUUACAUGUCCCAAAGCGCAACCAACACCUCAUUCGAACGACCUUUCCAACCUCCCAUGGAUAUGUGCCUCCGUUUGGUUCGAUUUCCAGAUUCCGCAACCCGCUACCACCAUCAGACAAGUCCGACUUCAUUAACCUGUUCCAGUUUGUCGCGACUGCCGACAACUCAGCAUACUAUUGCGUACCUGCCGCCCUCAAUUUCCGACAGAAUCUAUGUGGGGGCGAAGAGGCCAUCUACAAUUACAUUCGUGAUAUCGCUCAGCGAGGGGCUGAUCUUCUCGCCAUGGUUCUGGGAACAGAAGUCAUGGAUGAUCUCGAUGCUGGCUAUGGGUUGAAAACCAUGGGAAGUUACGAAGCGACUGAUCGCAGAGAAGGGGGUAGGACGGGUUGGUCUGGCGGUCUGAGAGAUUGUGCCAUGGCCAACGUCCUCUUGCCCAUUACGAUUGUUGGGGCGUCUGCCAGGGGGAGCAUCAGCAUGGGACCAGGUGGAGCUGGGAGUGCAGGCGGAUUGUCACCUGCACUACGACAAAACUCCUAUGGCUUCCCCAAUCCUGGCAACCCGCAAUCGCUCUGGACACCGUCCCCCAGUGGACUUUUGGGUGAACCCAAUAUAGCACGGUCUCCGUUGAAUUCUCCAGGAGUGCUCUCAGCAGGACCGAUCGUGGUACAGGAAGCCGAUGUUCCGACUCACGUCGCGUGGAUGGAGAAAACCCUGGUGAACGAAUUCAACACAUUCGUGGCGAUCUACGAGUACGAUGCAAGACUAUGGACUCGGAUUUCUGGUCAAAUCUACCUAGAACUCAAGGACUUCGAAUGGCUAGGCGAAGUCCUCAAAGGACUCUGUGAACGCAUCCGAGCCGGCGAAAGUCUGAGGGGCAAGUCAGACAUCAGCGACAGGGUUGAGGCCAUGACACUUGGAGAGCCCAAACCCAUCUCACGGCAAGGGACAACUGAAUCGCUAGCAUCCCGAAGAUUCGAUAUCACGCAGGGCGGCUGGGUUGAAGAAUGA